This is a messenger RNA of Oncorhynchus gorbuscha (pink salmon), 4757 nucleotides long. Its product is annotated as protein NDRG2-like. Gene Ontology annotation, biological process: signal transduction. The record is from RefSeq and is a predicted model, not a curated record. Lineage: Eukaryota; Metazoa; Chordata; Actinopteri; Salmoniformes; Salmonidae. Bases 495 to 1601 code for a protein of 368 amino acids. Gene Ontology annotation, cellular component: cytoplasm. The transcript has 16 exons.
AGGGGGGGAGCCGAGAGUUAGACGAAGAGCUUUCGCCAAUAUCACAUCGCCAUUUAGUCGUUAAAUAACCAUUGUAGUUGUCAGUUUAGGAUAGUUUUGCUAUUUGAACGCUUUUAUUAAAUAUAUACGAAAUAUUGACCUCCUAACGGAUACUUUACAUAAAAGCAUAGUUGUCCCUCCCCUAAAUCGUAGUAAAGUAACGUUAUCCGUGUCUCUUGAUUGACGGGUCCAUAUUUAUUUUCCUGAAAGAACGGUAAAAAACAUUUUUUUAUUUUAAAUAAAGCCCUGUGAAACUGAAGAACGGUCAGCGAAAAAUAACGGAGGUGGAAAAAAUUGAAAUAUCAAGAAAGAUUGUUGGGAGCAUCCGAGGGACAAGUGUGAAAGCAAGAAAUCACUGAAAAAGAGACAAGAGUUGUGGCAUUUGCAUAUUUCUUUAGACGUCCUUAUUUUGUCAGAAUUUGUUUGUUGACUUAGGGGCUUGAACAAGUGACGCCAUGACGACGGAGAUGCAGGAGAUCGCCAUCACAGAGGAAAAACCUUUACUUCCUGGUCAGCCCGAUCCUACAAAGGAUGUUGAGGCUGCAGCUCGGAUACUGUUGGACCAGGGCCAGGAACACAGUAUUGAGACUCCACAUGGUCUCCUCCACGUAACUCUCCAUGGAACCUCCAACACACGCCGUCCUGCCAUCCUGACCUUCCAUGACGUGGGCCUGGACAGUAAAAGCUGCUUCUCUCCUCUGUUUAAGUUUGAGGAGAUGCAGGAGAUAGUGAAGAACUUUACCCUGGUCCACAUCGAUGCUCCAGGCCAAGAGGAGGGGGCUACCGCCUAUCCUAUGGGAUACCAAUAUCCGUCCAUGGAACAAAUUGCAGAGAUGAUCCCUGCUGUCCUGACAUAUUUCAAUUUCCGUACUGUCAUCGGAAUUGGAGUGGGAUCUGGUUCUUACAUUCUCUCCAGAUUCACAAUGGCCCAUCCAGACUCAGUUGAAGGUCUGGUUCUCAUCAACAUGGAUCCUGAGACCAGAGGGUGGAUGGACUGGGCGGCCCAGAAGAUCACUACCCUGACCUCCUCCAUCACAGAGCAGAUCCUGAGUCAUCUCUUCAGCCAGGAGGAGAUGUCAGCAAAUGCAGACCUGGUGAGGUCACACAGAGAUCGCAUCUGUAAAGCCCCCAACCUCAUCAACAUUGAGCUGUUCUGGAGAAGCUACAACAGCCGCAGGGAUCUGAUCAUUGACCGUAACAGCAACUUCAAGUGUCCCGUGAUGCUGGUGGUUGGGGAUCAGGCACCUCACGAGGAGGCUGCUGUGGAGUGCAACAGCAAACUGGACCCAACAACAACCUCAUUCCUCAAGAUGGCCGAUGCUGGUGGUCUUCCCCAACUCACCCAGCCCAGCAAACUGACUGAGGCGUUCAAGUACUUCAUCCAGGGGAUGGGCUACAUGGCAUCGUCCAUUAUGACGCGUCUGUCUCGUUCGCGCACCGCCUCACUGUCUUCCUCCUACUCCAUGGAUGGGGAGCGUCAGCGUUCUCGUACCCUGUCUCAGAGCUCUCAGGGUGGGCAGAUGCCCCCCAGCCCCUCCCAUACCAUGGAGGUGUCCUGCUGAAGAGCGAGCGAGAGAGAGAGAGAGAGAGAGAGAGAGAGAGAGAGAGAGAGAGAGAGAGAGAGAGAGAGAGAUGGAUGGAGAGCUAAAGGGAUGGAGAGCAAGAUGUAUGGGUGUGGUGGGUGAGAGUGGGACGAUAGCAUUUGUCACUAACCCACUCCCACAUCUCUUAAUCCUGUCAUUCCCCCAGACCAGCUAACAGAAAGAGACAGAGAGACAGAGGGAGAGAUAUGCAAAAGUAGAUAUUGUAAAAGUAGAGGGACAGAGGGAAAAUGUAAGACCGUUAAUGAAACACUGUCCUCCCACAAUUCAUCUCAUUCUAAAACUGUCCUCCCACAAUUCAUCUCAUUCUAAAACUGUCCUCUCACAAUUCAUCUCAACCUCACCUAUUCAUCUCUUUAGAGAGAAAGAGAGAGAGAGAUCUUCACCUAGACAGCGAAGGAUAGAGGGAAUGGAUAAAUGAAAAUAGGGAAUGGAAGAAAGGGAGAAUUUAGGAACAAGGGAAUAUAGAAAAAGGGUAGCAAGGAAAGGGCAUUUUAGGGGUGUCGGCCAGUCCUCUCUCUCCCUCCCUCUAUCGGAAAGUCUGUCAGCCAAUAGAGCCCUUUAACCUAUGGAGUGGGAAGGGUCUGUUAGUGACCUCACCGUAGUGUUAACUAAUAGUAAUAAUUAUGAUACUGAGAAUUAUGACUAUGAUAUUAAUGCUAUUAAUAAUUAUACUGACAAUGAUGUAAUAGUAACGUUAUAACAAUUUUUCUCUUUAAUUUUAAAGUUUGAAAUAUUAUGAAAUAGAAGAAAAGACGUUAGCAGAAAUACUUAUAAUGAAAAUGUGUGUGUGUGUGUCAACUCCUUUAAUCAAUUUGUUAUGAUUUUUUGUAUUGUUGCUUUUUGUAACCUGCCUCAGUGAAGGGGUGAGGCUUCUCAUUGGUCAUGUGAACCUUAACCAUAGCAACAGCCAAUGAAAGUCUACUUCCGCCUCGCUGUUGCCGGGUAGAUCAUGUCUUCCAUUAGCCCUGUUCAAGUGACACAUUUUUGUUCCCAUGACGGGAUUGGGGUGGGCGGGUAAGGGGGGUGUGGUUGUUUGACUGUGUGGAGCAUCUGCAUGCCUGAUCUGAUUUCAGCCAAUGUGAAUAUAGACGGAAUGUUUCCUUUUCUUUUGUAUGCAAAUAUGGGUUUGUUGGUGUGUGUGUGUGUGCACAUGUGUGUUUGUUAUUAAGCUUUUGGGCAAAGAUUAGCAGAUGACGAUGAUGAGGAUGGAUGAAGAAGAGUGACAUUGUUAGUGAGUUAUCAGUAACAAGUGCUUCCAAUGCUGCUGGCAGUCCCAGACUCGACCAGCAGGGUUCACUGUGUUUGUCCAAUAGUCUUUAUGACGACAUACAUACAUGUACCUGCAUGCUAUGGAGUGAAGUUUACCUCUAGCUACAGAUCUAGGAUACGCUUCCCCUCUACCAAUCCUAACCUUAACCAAUAGUGAAGAAAAUGCUGAACUGACCCAAGAUCAUCAUCUGUGGGACAACUUCCCCCUAUUCCAGCCUGCAUAUACCUCACUACUAACAUACUUUAGUCUUCAUCAAAGAGAUAAGAUAGAAAAUUCCUUGUUGAACAAGCACACUGUACAUGUUGUGUGAUAGCUAGAUGUAGGCAUUGCAUAGCCCUAUAGUGAUGCACUCACCGAUCAAGACUGACAGCUCAGAGCACCAAUACCAAGUCUAUGACUUUGACUGACAGCGCAGCGAACCAAUACCAUGUCUGUCUGUUUGACUGUCAGCUGAGAGAACCAAUAGCAUGUCUCUCUGAAGUCAGGAGGUAUGUGGAGUGGACAGUACUGGACUAGAGUAUAGAGGUAUCCGUAUAGAGCAGGGAGUGUGAAAUAAGGCAUUAUUGUGUGGCUCUUUGUGUGUUCCAGGGUGUUUGUGCGUGUUUGUGACUGUGUUUAUGUGCCGUGCAAGUGUGUGUGCAUUUGAACGCUCUCAUACCUUCUAAGCACAAUUUAAGAGACAAGAUGAGGAAAGGAUAGAACCCAUCCCCUCCCAUUGGACCUUAUAAAUCAACAAUGAACCAGCCCCUACACUGCCAACUCCCUAACCCUUACGCUACACCCUAACCAUAGACCUAGAGGAUGACUGUCCACACUCAUCAAUUCAUACUAUAGGAACCCUUCUCUGUAUGGAUCUCAGAACAGUUACAAGUGUUGUAGACUUGUCAUAUCCUCAAAGUCAAAGCUAAAAACAGUUUUAUAGGAUUGUUUUAUAGGAUUGUAAUACACUUUCAGUGAAAACUGAAUGUUAAAUUGUCAAUGUGAUCUGCAUAUAGUAAAAGGUACAUCCAUGUGAAGCUUAACACUGCCCUGAUCCUAACCAAUGGACUGAACACAGUUAUUCCACCCAAUUACAGAAAACACUUGGGAGAGCUGUGUGUAUGUUUUCCAGUGUGUGUGUGUGUGCGUGCAAUGUGUGUGUUUGGUUUCCGUAGUUCCGUGCAAUCAUUAAUAUGGCUUAUAUAACGUUUUAAAAGUAUUACUUUCAAUUUGAGAAACCUGUUUGCUCGUUUCCGGUUCUCUUCAGAGUUCCGCCCCCUUCCUCUCUUUUUAUAGUAGUCUGGCUGGAUGGUUGUUGAUGGAGAUACUGAGGAUAGGUCGGUUAAGGGUAUUCUGAUGAUGAUGUUCCUAGAUAAUAAUUGGAACAUUAUGUUAAUGAUAUUUAGGCUCCUCCUAGUCUUGCAUUGAGAAUCAACCAAUCUGGAAUGGGAGCCUCGACUAACAAAUGAGAAAUGGGUGGAGCCUAAUAGUUUACCAAUAAAGGGAAAUGGGGGGCUUACUGUUUGAGUUGAGUGGGCUGGGCUGUGUGAAUGUAUGCUUGUCCAUUUCUUCUUUUUACUCUAAUUUUUUCCUUCAAUCAUACUCUUUUGUCCUAUUUUGUUGUUGACCAUUUAGUUUUAUUAAGUGAAGUGUUAGUUUACCGCCUCAGUGUGCUCACAAGUUAGACAAGCGUGUUCGUUCUUGUGUAACUUUUUUUUAGCAAAAGCACUAAACAAAAGGGAGAAUAAUAUAAAUGAUUUUGAAACAGAACACAAUCAAAUUUACUUGUGUGGCUAAUUUGUCUGUGUAAUAAAAUAAACCUAAAACAUUAAUGAGUAGUAAUAAAAGACAAGAAUAAAUCUUGA